Messenger RNA from Kwoniella botswanensis, 300 nucleotides. RefSeq lists its product as uncharacterized. The record is from RefSeq and is a predicted model, not a curated record. Lineage: Eukaryota; Fungi; Basidiomycota; Tremellomycetes; Tremellales; Cryptococcaceae. The transcript is spliced from 3 exons. Bases 1 to 300 code for a protein of 99 amino acids.
AUGUCCACUCAAUUACAAGUCAUAUCAUCCACUCACGAAGCAGGUGGACUGAAAAUCACCUUUCGAUCAGCUGACGCCAUAGAGCGAGAGAAGGGUAGCGAUAAAAGAUCCGUGUCAAAUUCAAUGAGUAACAGUAGCAGUAGAUGCUCAUUGCAUCAUAAUGAUUUCCUACCAGCUUUCUUGGAUGCUUUGCCCGAUCCACCUUCCAACAAGGAACAGGCCCACCUCGCUGUUCCAGUGGAUGAUAGGGAGAGUAUCAAUGCAGUAGCUGGGAUCGCGGAGAAGGUGAAGAAAGAUUAA